Molecule: messenger RNA, 1261 nt
Organism: Equus quagga
Lineage: Eukaryota; Metazoa; Chordata; Mammalia; Perissodactyla; Equidae
Product: ral guanine nucleotide dissociation stimulator-like
Exons: 3
Coding region: 771-1217 (148 amino acids)
Source: RefSeq, a predicted model, not a curated record
GAGGGAGCGCUGGGAGCCUUGGUGGAGGAGGCUGCCCACCACAUAGGCCGACAAUGAGGCGCUUGGGUCUGGUUCUAAGGCCAACAGGAGACUGGGAAAGGUUGAAUGCUAGUGAAUGACAAUAUCUGAAUUUCCUCCAACUUCCAACCCUUGAAGGUGCAGACCUGACAAUGAGCCCACAAGGGGCAGUGACUUUUCCCAAAUCACACGGCUGGAAUCCAGGCCUGUUGGGAGAGGUAUUCCCGACUGCAUCCACCCCUUCUUGUAAUUCUUCCACCUCUAAGUUCGGGGACCAGACCCAGGUGGCACCACCUCCCAGAUAUGGGAGGCGUUAUCACAUGUCCACCCGAAGACGUCCCUAGGAAUGUGUUUCUAGCGCCAUCCCAUCGUGCAGGUUGGGAGACUGGGGAGGCCCUGAGAGGCACAGUGGCUUUUCCAGGACACAGAACUGCUAGGAAAAAGGUGAUCCGAACUGGGCGCUCUCUCUUCAAAGCUGGGGCGCUGGUUCCGAUCCCAAGGAGCUGUGGGGAGGGCUGUGAUGGAACUUUCUGUACAGCUCGGGAGAUGACACAGGCAAGGAGGGUGAGCGGUCAACAGCCCCGAGGGGGCUUUGGGUGGGUCUGAUGGAGGGAAGGGCCCCCCAUCCUGGAACCUUGGAGACAUGACCUCACUUCCUUGGCGACCGACCCCAACAGAGCUUAGAACUCUGGUCACCAGGCAGCCAUUUUGUACACAUAGCCCAUUUGACCAGAGACACUCGACACAGGAGGAUGUGUUCAUGUAUCCCCUCUUUGCGAGGCUCUGGCGCACAGAAAGCCAACAAUGACAAUCUUUUCCGUCGCUGUCGACAUUGGCUGAGACCGCACCUCCAAGACCUCGGGCCGUUCAGAAGAAGGAACCCUCAGAGCUCCACCCAGGAGAUGGUCCAGGAGCUGGCGCAUGGGUCCUACGGCUCCAUCUCCCUGGACAGGGGGCAAGUGCAGCAGACCACCGACCUUGCCCGGGGCUGGACUGAGGGGAGACGCGGAGAGUCACUCGGGCAGCGGAAUGAGGCCUGCAGGAUGCGGGCCCUCCAGGCAGGCCUGCUGGAGAGGCUGCCACCGUCCAUAGGACCAGCCUUGGCGCCUCGAAACGUGGCCAACGUCACCACCAUCAUGUUCGACUGCGCGGCUGUCCUCACCUCCCACGGGGUCCUGGACCACCUACUUGCUACGUGAGUGCCCAGCCCCUCCUCAGCACAGUGGUGACUCUGCCCACUGCC